AUGUCUGCAAAAUCUGCAGAUUUUGAGGAACCUUUCAGACCUCCUCGACACCCACCAGGACCGACCGACCGAAGUCAGACAUCGAGACCAGACCGAAACACGCACACUGCAAGCAGCAGGUGUAACAGUCGAGUCGGAAGGCAUCGAGGACAUAUAGUCAUCAGCAAGGGUGGAGAUUCUGUGGCUCUUAUAAAGAGUUUAGAAAGGAGACGUCUACUCUAA
Penicillium taxi is the source of this 222-nucleotide messenger RNA. RefSeq lists its product as uncharacterized. The record is from RefSeq and is a predicted model, not a curated record. Lineage: Eukaryota; Fungi; Ascomycota; Eurotiomycetes; Eurotiales; Aspergillaceae. The transcript is spliced from 3 exons. The coding region runs from base 1 to 222 and encodes 73 amino acids.